UUGAAGCGAGGGCGCGUGAGCGAGGCCACUAGCGAGAAUCCUGCUCGUGAAGAGAGGACAGAGCUGACACUCGGACAUCGAAGCCAUCAAGGUGAACACGGGAUGCAAAAUCCAGGUGGACAGGUGGACAAACCUGUCAGCUUCCACGUCAUGGAAAGCAUGCUUCCCAAGGCAGUGAAGAGGCGAGUAAACGCCUUGAAAAGGCUACAAGUGCAAUGUGCCAACAUAGAGGCUAAAUUCUAUGAGGAAGUCCACGAGUUGGAGCGAAAGUAUGCUGCUCUCUAUCAGCCACUGUUUGACAAGAGACGAGAAAUCGUCACAGGAACAGUGGAGCCCACAGACGAGGAGUGUGAGUGGCACAGUGACAGAGAGGAAGAGGAGGAGCUUGCUGAGGAUGUAAAAGAAAAAGCUACAAUUGAAGAUGCAAAGAAAGAGGAGGCUACGCCAGAAGAAGACCCGAAAGGCAUCCCUGAGUUUUGGCUCACCAUAUUUAAAAGUGUGGACAUGCUCAGUGAUAUGCUGCAGGAACAUGACGAGCCCAUCCUAAAGCACCUGAAAGACAUCCAAGUCAAGUUUUCUGAACCAGGACAGCCGAUGAGCUUCACAUUAGAGUUUCACUUUGAACCCAAUGGCUACUUCAACAACGCAGUCCUCACGAAAGUGUACAAGAUGAAGUCGGAGCCCGACACCUCAGAUCCGUUCUCAUUCGAGGGACCAGAGAUCAUCGACUACGAAGGCUGUCAGAUAGACUGGCACAAGGGGAAGGAUGUGACGGUGAAAACUAUUAAGAAGAAGCAGAAGCAUAAAGGCCGUGGCACCGUGCGCACUGUUACCAAACAGGUCCCCAACGACUCUUUCUUCAACUUCUUUAACCCCGUCAAAGCUUCACCGGACGGAGAAAUGGACGAAGACUCCGAGUUCACUCUAGCCACAGACUUUGAGAUCGGUCAUUUCUUCCGUGAAAGAAUAGUUCCCAGAGCCGUGCUGUAUUUCACCGGGGAGGCCCUGGAGGACGACGAGAGUUUUGAAGAGGAAAUGCUAGAAGAGGGAGAUGAAGAGGAACAAGAUGAGGAAGGUGAUGACGAUGAUGAGGAACAAUUUGACCCCAAGGCAUAAUCAAACAUUCCCAUCUCAUGCAUUUCUAGAAAGAACAGCCUCAGCCUGCUGAAUGCAAGCAGCAGUAACCAUGGUGAUCAGGGGAGGCGGAGACCUGCUGUCUGUCCACUCACUUCUUAGCCACUCAGCAAGCCCUCCGCCCUUUUACAAACUCAUCCCAACGCAAUAGAACGCAAACCACACGUUGCGUUUUUACUCUGUGCAUGACUUCUUUUCUUUUGUCUUGCGCCCAUUUAACCCCCCCCCCCCCCCGUUUAUUUGGCCUCAUUUGAACUCGGUACAAGAAUAAAUCUUGACGAAUUAAUUAAUAACUCAUGGCCUCAUUUAGGGACUCUUCUUUGGUCAGGUGGAGUAAGUUACCACUGCCAAACUCCCAACAUCGUCACGCGGGAAAAGAUAGGAAAGGAACGGCUCCCACACUUAAGUUUUCAUAGAAUAAGUCCGUUACUCAGGGUUUUUUAUUGCCAACAAGAGAAGUGUGAGUUUACCAGGAAACUGCUGAACAAGUUUGACUUAAUCUUUCACUGGGGUUGCGUUUUUCUUCUUUUAUGGUGUUUUUUUUUUUUUUAAGCAACACACAAUGUAUUGGUUUGAGUUUUUGGGUUUUUUUUUUUUUUUUUUUUUAAUUAUUACUGUUCGUUGUCAAGUCAUUUGACUAUUUAUUCUGGUCUCAUGCAGCUGUACACAGCGGUGCAUUAGGGGAACACUUAAAGGCCCGGCCGCAUUAUAGACUCAUUUUCACUGACUCGUAUCCCCUUUGGAUCAUGGAUCAAUGAAUACUGCCAAUUCAAGACUUCUAAUCACACAGACACAUUCAAUGGCAGAAGAUUUGAGACUGCUCGCUCCUUCCCGACCGUAUCGGGCUAAACAAGCAUUUAAACUAAGCACUUGAGUGAAUACAAAGCACUAAAUCUGAACAAUACUCGCAUGUGGUAAAUACCUCAGAAUAGUUGCAUCUUCUUCCUCGUCAGUCCUGUCAUCCCUGAUUGUCCUCUAAACCCGGGCUAGCGAGAGUUUAAGACGAUUGCUACAAUGUGACACAAGAACGAAUGUCUCCCCAGUCUGGCGACUUCCCCUCUCGCGACGGAUUUAGGCUGAGCGUGUAGCUGUUCUGGAUGUUUAAGAUAUCUCUUCUGGUCUGUACCUAGUUUUUAACAAAUGGUGUUUAGUGAAGGGACAGGGUGCAGGAAGGUUGCAUCAAAUGUAAAGAAGCCAAAACGAGACAUGCCGUCCUCUUUUAUAAAACUGUUUGCCAAUUGUCAUUAACAAAAUGUAAUCUAAUUCAGCAUUUAAAGUUGUAUAAGAAUAUAUAAGUAUUUCUGUUAUUGUGUAAAGAUUCAGUAGAAUGUCUGUGGAGAACAUGUCGAAGAGGGUGCCACUGUAUUUUAUAUGCCGCACUUGGAAUCCCGCCUGGUGACUCGAGAGCAGCGACGGCGAAACAAAACCCAUCCCUUCUCCCUUUUUGAAAAGAACGAUUGUAGAUCUCAUCAGACGGAUUUCUCAGAGCCACGGUCGACAUCUUCUAAUCUACCACAUUGGACCGUGUGCUAGCAAAUGGCCUUAACUGGUUCUUUAUCACAAUUUGUUACUUGCGCAAUAUUUCUUUUCAAUUUGUACAGAGUUAGUUAAAAUAUUCUAUUAAAGUUGUGGAACAUGGAAA
Molecule: messenger RNA, 2776 nt
Organism: Salarias fasciatus (jewelled blenny)
Lineage: Eukaryota; Metazoa; Chordata; Actinopteri; Blenniiformes; Blenniidae
Gene: nap1l4a
Product: nucleosome assembly protein 1-like 4a
Exons: 15
Coding region: 103-1116 (337 amino acids)
Biological process (GO): nucleosome assembly
Cellular component (GO): nucleus
Source: RefSeq, a predicted model, not a curated record